ACUCAUUAUUGCUCCGCCUCUCUCGUCUAGCUUAAGUAGUCAAUUAUUGCUGCAUUUCACUUGCAGCUCUUCACACUGAUCGAGUCAGUCAGCUAGGAGUGUCGUUUUUUGUUCACGCUAGCUUCCUAAUUAGCGUGCAAAAGUAAGAUUGGACGCAACGAAUUUCUUUCAAUGCCAGAGCAAACAACGGUACGGAGUAAAAGACUCUCAAGUAACAAAAAUUAGGCUGGCAAGGCAUAUACAUGAGAUUGAAGUACUGACUUCCGUGUUUUAGAACAUGAAACAUUGGAAUUUGCCUAGAUCUCUAUUCUUUUCCAGCAUCUUGUAUGAUUUCCGUUUAGCUGUGAUGGAGUCAGAACAAGCUCCGACUGUUGUUACACUGUUUCCUGAACAAUGUCAUCUCGUGCGUUGCGGUAUUACCAUAACAGAAUACUCCGGCAGUCCGUACUUAUGGUGGAAUAGAGGUAAUAUCAGCUAUAGCGAAGGAAAUGACAAAUCGAUGGAACUGCACGAAUGUGCAAAAUAUGAACGUGGAAACGAAUGUGCAAAACAACGUGAUCGUGGAAACGUUUGUAUAACCAUUCUAGACCAAGGAAGAAACAGCAAUUUGAUAUUGGGCAAAGCAGUAAAAGGACAAUCUGAGGGUUUAUACACUUGCUACGAAUAUGAAGCAGAGACUAAAAAGUUCAGAAAGCAUAAAACAUUUAAUGUGACAGUGGUGGAAAACACGACAUCGCCAACACCAACACAUUCACCAAGCAACAUGAUGACAGUCACAGGAACACCAACACAAACGGUAACCAGUAUGACAGCAGUCGCAGCAGCACUGGCAACAUCUCAAGCAUUAUCUCCAAACUCGGUGACAACCACUACAAACGGCACACUGACUGAAAACAACAAUGAGAGUGAUGACAACGACAACGACGUCUUAUUAUUAGUUGCAGUGAUAGUCCCUGUUGUUCUCUGUACGGCAAUUGCUACCAUUGGUCUGACUGUCACCUACCUAAAUUGCAAGACCACUCAAAGUGCAUCAAAUUUGACAACAACAACAACAACAACAACAACAACAACAACAGCAGCACCGUUUUCACGUCCUCGGACAUCCACUAAAUUUGAAAAAUGGAAAUUUGAUCAUAAUAAUCUGCAGUUCAUAAGAGAGCUUGGUAGAGGUUACUUUAGCAUCGUUUAUGAAGCUGAUGCUCUGGGUAUUACCUGCCCUGGUGUUUUGACCAAAGUAGCUGUCAAGAUGGCCAAACAAGGUUUCGAGCGCUGUCAUGAGGCAGGAGAUGGUACUCUGUUUGAUGAGACAAAUCUGCUCACAUCUUUGACAUCCUGCAAUCACCCUCAUGUAGUCCGUCUAUUGGGCAUUUGCUAUCAAACAAGACCCAUCACUCUUUGGCUCAUAUUCGAGCAUGCUGCACAUGGUAGUCUGAAGUCAUAUCUUCACUCCAGGAAAGAUCAUUCACAAAUCAACCAGACUUGGUCACCAACAAACAGUAGUGAAAUCACUGAACAAAAGAUGCUUAACUUUGCACAACAAGUUUCAAUUGGCAUGGAGUACCUAGCAAAGAGAAAGAUAAUUCACCGUGAUUUAGCUGCUCGUAACGUACUCGUAUUUGAUGGUGAGAUUCUCAAAAUAUCUGAUUUUGGAAUGGCAAAAGAUGUGAGAUAUGUGGACUACUAUCGACUAACAACUCCAGAGGCCGUUCCCUUAGAAUGGAUGUCUCCAGAAGCCAUGCUAGACAAAAAGUACACACAUGCCAGUGAUGUAUGGUCAUUCGGAGUCCUUUUGUGGGAAAUAGCAACUCUGGGUGGGAGUCCCUAUCCAGGAAUCCCGGUUCAGCAACUGCAUGAUCUACUCAUGACCAAAGGAUAUCGUAUGAGUCGCCCUAAUCAUUGCUCUGAGUCCUUUUACAACAUGAUGACAAGCUGCUGGGCGCUGGAUCCUCUAGAAAGACCUUCCUUUACUGCCCUGGUUGAACACACUACAACAAUGUUGAGUAUACUUGAAAAUCAGUCAUCUGGUGCAGGUCAACACUUUGCAUAAGCAUCCAAGGCUUUCUAAGAGUGUAGUGUAGUGUACUUUUACCUAGAGGAACUCUAAGUGCACAGUUUUUCUGCCAAUAAUCGGUUAUGCGUAAUGUAUCUGUGGAGAUAAUCAUAUAGUCAGCUAAUAAAAGCACUUGCUGCAGUGCAAGUCUCAGUACACACA
This is a messenger RNA of Corticium candelabrum, 2212 nucleotides long. RefSeq names its product fibroblast growth factor receptor 2-like. Lineage: Eukaryota; Metazoa; Porifera; Homoscleromorpha; Homosclerophorida; Plakinidae. The transcript has 15 exons. Bases 278 to 2047 code for a protein of 589 amino acids. Gene Ontology annotation, biological process: positive regulation of kinase activity; protein phosphorylation; multicellular organism development. Gene Ontology annotation, molecular function: transmembrane receptor protein tyrosine kinase activity; ATP binding. Gene Ontology annotation, cellular component: signaling receptor complex; plasma membrane. The record is from RefSeq and is a predicted model, not a curated record.